AUGAGUUGCACUCUGCAAAACAUCGUCAACAGCGAUAGUGUGGAUAACUAUUAUUAUGCUGCAUAUGCUGCAAAUGCUAAGAUAGCUCUUGGAUCAGCUCAAUUGAAUAAAAUGCUUGCUAACAGCACCUUUCUUGAUCUUCCAUUUACUUUAAUCCUCUUAAAAGAAGUGAUUGAGUAUUUACAAUCUGUCGAAAAUCUUCUGCAAGCCAGACCUACCCAUACACAUCAUACUGAGCAUGCGCUAUAUUACCUUUGUCAAUCUAUUGAUGCAUUCAGCCGAAGCUGUAAACAUUUGGUCAAAACAGCAACGGAGACAAAACGUGAAAUGAAUAAUGAUCCAUUCAAAACACCACCACGAUUGGAUACGAAUGAUUUCGAUAUAUGGACGGAUGUACUUAAUCAGACUAAACAAACAUUAAAACAAUGCACGUUGAUAAUGGCUGCUGGCAUUAAUCUUGCUAAAACGAAACAGGCUACAGCAAAGCGUGCCAUAACAAUCAGUCAAUCUUACGUUGAAACUAUGAUUUUACUUUCCCAAAUGCAAUUCAAGGUUCAUGAUAACAGCACUUACAAACAAGCCUACGAGUAUCUAAUCAAAGCAGAGAAGAUGUGUAGUGAUACAUUAUAUCAUCAAGGCUUUGGUUAUCUCGCAAGUGCUUAUUAUAAUCUAGGCAAAAUGAUGAUCCAAGCUAAUAAGCACUCCGAAGCAACUUCAGCUCUUAAAAACUCUAUUCAAUUGCUGGAAAGAGAUGUCAAUCGUGCUAAUACAACGAGUGGUAAACUACAUCUAUGUAAACGAUACGAGCUUUAUGGUGUCUGCUGCCAAGCUGCAAGAAGAAUGGACGAAGCCAUUCAUGCGUACCGCACUGCUAUGCAGAGAAUUCCAACAGCUGCUCUCAAAUCAUUCGCCAGCAAACAUGAUACUACAUCUCCUUCAACUAGAAUGACUGAAGAGGGAUUUUUAACCAACAUUAUUGAGAAGUAUUUGGCAGUAUCAGUGGCCGAUCCAACGGCCCAAAGUAAUGUUCAAAUUGUAGCCGAUAAUUUCCCCUCUAUGUCUGAUUUUCCUAUCAUCCAACAAUGUUUUAUACUUGAAAGUGAAUUGAAAGUUUGCGGUAAACUGUCAUCAAAGAUGGAUUUACUUAGUCAUCAGCAAGUUAUUAUUGAUAGAUUAUUGAAGAUGUAUGACAGACGAACUUACCCUAUUCGCAGAGCAAGGUAA
Messenger RNA from Mycotypha africana, 1224 nucleotides. RefSeq lists its product as uncharacterized. The coding region runs from base 1 to 1224 and encodes 407 amino acids. The record is from RefSeq and is a predicted model, not a curated record. Gene Ontology annotation, molecular function: protein binding. The transcript has 2 exons. Lineage: Eukaryota; Fungi; Mucoromycota; Mucoromycetes; Mucorales; Mycotyphaceae.